Cryptomeria japonica (Japanese cedar) is the source of this 1354-nucleotide messenger RNA. RefSeq names its product desmethylxanthohumol 6'-O-methyltransferase. Gene Ontology annotation, molecular function: protein dimerization activity; O-methyltransferase activity; S-adenosylmethionine-dependent methyltransferase activity. The record is from RefSeq and is a predicted model, not a curated record. Bases 68 to 1123 code for a protein of 351 amino acids. Gene Ontology annotation, biological process: methylation. NCBI's taxonomy places the organism in Eukaryota, Viridiplantae, Streptophyta, Pinopsida, Cupressales, Cupressaceae. The transcript is spliced from 3 exons.
UCACCUGAACUUCCACAACAAUCAAGUGACUCAAAUUUGCUUUGUGAACACCUUCUAAGUUAAUACAAUGGCAAUGGAUGCAGUUGAGUUGGACGAUGCCUUAGAGACCAUUUUAUCGUUUGUUCCCACCCUUGUUCUAAAAUCCGCCAUACUUCUCAAUAUUCCUGAUAUUAUCGCAAGUGCAGGCGCCAAUGCAUCCCUUUCUGUUGAUGAGAUCGCCGCAAAACUCCCUUCUGAAUCUCCCAAUCUGCAUUACCUUUCUCGCAUUCUCACGUAUCUCUCUAUGAAGGGCAUUUUUGUCCAAACCCAAACGAGCAACAACCCAUCUGAUAUUCGAUAUGGGCUCACUGAUUCUGCAAAGAGGUUUUAUGUUAGGAAGAAUAAUCCAGGGAGCCUUGUGCCACUCCUCCUCAUGCAAGCCCACCCGGUGUUAAUGGCACCAUGGCACCAUCUUCAUGAAUGUGUGCUUCAAGACUGCAAUGCAUUCGAGAAGGCUCAUGGAAAGGACUUGUGGACAUACGGGAAGGAUGAACCACUUGUUAACAAUGUUGUCAAUGAUUCCAUGUCCACACUAACAGUUCUGGGUAUGGAGCAAAUUCUGAGCUGUUAUGACGGUUUCAAGGAUCUGAAAACUUUGGUUGAUGUGGGCGGAGGAAAAGGAACGGCCUUGGCACACAUUUUGAAGGCUUAUCCCCACAUUCAUGGAAUUAAUUUUGAUCUUCCUCAUGUUGUUCAGACUACCCCAUCAAUUCCAGGGAUCGAGAACGUGGGUGGCAGCAUGUUUGAUAGCAUACCCAUUGCAGACGCCAUAUUUUUUAAGAAUGUAUUAAUAGACUGGGAUGAGGAGAGUUGCCUACAAAUACUUGGAAAUUGCCACAAGGCUUUGCCUGAGAAUGGAAGACUCAUAGUGGCAGAAAACAUAACAGAAGAAUCGUCAAGGCCAAACAAACCUACUGAAAUGGUUGUGGAUCUGGUUAUGAUCGCCCUUGCAAAUGGAGGAAAAGAGAGGAGCGAGCAGGAAUGGAGAAGGCUGCUUCAAAUGUCAGGAUUCAGUGUAGUAAAGAUGAUGGGGCUGCCUGGACUGUUUUCAAAAAUGAAGAUCAUAGAAGCCAUCAAGGUUUAAACAAAAUUUACGAGUCAAUGAUUAAUCAUGACGAAGCGACACUUAGCUUUAUUAUUUAGUUACCUUAACCUUUGUUAAUCCGAUCAGCAAGUAUGGAUGGAAAGAUUCAGAUCUUCCUCUAAAACUUUUCCUUAAAUACGUCUUUUUUAAAUGAAGAAUGAAUAUUUGUUUUGUUAUAUUGUACUAAUAAUUGCAUCUUAAUAUAUAAUAAUUGUACUGUCAUUUUUAUUU